Penicilliopsis zonata CBS 506.65 is the source of this 696-nucleotide messenger RNA. RefSeq lists its product as hypothetical. NCBI's taxonomy places the organism in Eukaryota, Fungi, Ascomycota, Eurotiomycetes, Eurotiales, Aspergillaceae. The transcript has 2 exons. The record is from RefSeq and is a predicted model, not a curated record. The coding region runs from base 1 to 696 and encodes 231 amino acids.
AUGACGACUCCAGUCCGACGAAGCAAGGCGAUGCCUACUGAUGGCCCAACAGCCCGUUUCCUCUACACGAUCAUUAAGCAGCUUGAUUUGAAAUCAAUUGACUGGAAUCUCGUCGCCUCUCAACUGGAAAUCUCCAACGGCCACGCCGCUCGCAUGCGCUACUCACGCUUCAAACAGCAGAUGGAAGGGACGACGUCGACGCCGCGGGCAUCCCGUCCGAAAAAGACUGGGUCUAAAAAAGGCGAGAAACGACCCAUCUCACCACCACCGCCCCCCCCUGCCCGUUCGAACCCCAUGGCUGCCCUCAAACAAGAGCAAACCCUGCCUCAGGCUACCGCCCCCUUCAUCAAGACGGACCCCUCCUAUACCGUCUUGCCUGAUCUUUCAAGCAUCCCGGCUGCUCAGGCAGGUAACGGUCCAGUGGUGAACGGCUUACCGAUGCAGUCUAUCGAAAAUCCGACAAGCACUGCUACUGCAACCCCCAUGCUGCCGAUGGGAUACCCGGGUAUGCCUGUAUAUCACCCCAUGCUCGAGUUUCGGCCGGUGGAUAUGCAGUCGGGACAGGCGGCGAAGGCAGCUGCCGCAGCAGCAGUAGCCGCGGCACAGACACAAACACAGCCAUGGUCUAGUUUAGAGCAAGAGGAGGAGACACCGAGGGAGGAGCUGCUGGUCAAGAGGGAGGUGAAUGAUAUUUAG